CUUUGCUAUUUUCUUUAAUACUGUACAGUAGGUUCAGUCUUUGGCCUAUUUGUCUUUAUGACAAAUUGCAACCAUAACAGCUUGUCAGAUAAUAGUUUAAUCUUACGUUUUUCUACAGGAAUCGUGAAAAGAAUUUAAUGGUAUUUAUGUACAACAUUCAUGCUUUUCUUAUAAAACAGAAACUGGAGUACAUGAUAUUUGUUAUUGAGCAAAAAGGUACAGAUAAUUUCAACAGAGGAAAGAUUUUUAACGCAGGCUUCCUCGAAAUGAAGAAAUUCGGGAAAUGGCGUUGCGUGAUAUUUCAUGAUGUGGAUCUGUUACCAUUGGACGACAGGAUCCUGUACUCUUGCCCGACAUGGCCUCAGCAUAUGUUCGCGACUGUUGUGGAAGUUACCAAUCCAAAAUUCCGGUCUCUUUUUGGUGGAGUAGCUGCGAUGGAUGUCAAACAAUUCGAAAUGGUUAAUGGGUAUUCAAACUUGUAUUGGGGAUGGGGGGGAGAAGACAACGACUUGUUCUGGAGAAUCCGAGCUUCAGGUUUACCAGUAGUGAGAAAUAGCAAAACGAUUGGCCGUUACACGUCAUUAGAGCAUUCGGCACAGUCUCCGAAUCCACUUCGGUUUUUCCUAUUGGCUACCAAGACGGAACGUUUCAAAAAAGAAGGGUUAUCAAGUUUGAAGUACAAAGUGGAUUCGGUCACGCUGCAUCCUCUUUAUACACUUAUUACUGUCGAUAUAAAUCCAGAUAAAGAAAAUACUACGGAAAUUAUAUCGAAGUGGAUAACGUGAGACAAAUUAUUAGAGAAAAAGAAAAUAAAAUAAAUAUUUUAUAUUUGCCA
Molecule: messenger RNA, 835 nt
Organism: Melitaea cinxia (Glanville fritillary)
Lineage: Eukaryota; Metazoa; Arthropoda; Insecta; Lepidoptera; Nymphalidae
Product: beta-1,4-N-acetylgalactosaminyltransferase bre-4-like
Exons: 5
Coding region: 138-785 (215 amino acids)
Biological process (GO): carbohydrate metabolic process
Molecular function (GO): glycosyltransferase activity
Source: RefSeq, a predicted model, not a curated record